Odocoileus virginianus texanus is the source of this 1712-nucleotide messenger RNA. It is a transcript of the gene CCDC85B, whose product is annotated as coiled-coil domain containing 85B. Gene Ontology annotation, cellular component: nucleus. Lineage: Eukaryota; Metazoa; Chordata; Mammalia; Artiodactyla; Cervidae. Gene Ontology annotation, biological process: negative regulation of DNA-templated transcription. The record is from RefSeq and is a predicted model, not a curated record.
UCCAUAGAGUCGCAAAGAGUCGGACACGGCUGAGGCGACUUAGCACGCACUUUGUGGGUGGGGGCAGUCCCUCAAAAUGUGGUCUUCCUCCAUUUGCUUCUUCAUCGCAGCUUGUCGCCUCUGCCAGAUCAAGACCUCUUUAAGGACAGUAUAAGGAUAUGACUCAAGUUUAUUUCUGCAUAACUCUUACACACAAUAAAAGUUUACUGAACAAACAAAUCCGUUGUAUGCCCCUCCCACCGGACAGGAAACGGUCUGUGAGAGGGAGAGUAGACUGAUGAUGUGAGCCAGGACGUUUGGACUUAGGUUUCCAAGGACUGAAAGCGAUGCUCAGUGAGUCGAGACUCUACAGUUCGAGCAAAGCUAGGAUGGAUGGAAAGGCGAUCCGUCUGGAUUUUGUCAGAGGGUGGGCGGAAGAGUCGGGGGUCGACACUGGAAUCUUGGUUCUCAGAGGGAGCCGAGAGGCCUGGGCUCGAGCUUGAGGCGGUUUGGAAUUGGAAGGUACGAAGUGCCUACUUUGAGGCUGUCUGGAACCGAGGUCGGGGACGCGGAUACCCAAAGUCAGCGAGCGUCAAGGGACUCCGCGGUCCGAAGUGGGCGGGGAAGGGCUUCAUUCUGGGAGCCUGGACCCCGCCCCUUUCCGAGGGCGCUAGCCCGGAUUGGCUGUUCGUCCUUGACGUCUUGGAGCCCCGCCCCGGCGCGCGCCCGGCCGCGUGCCCACCCCCGCGCGGCUGCUGCAUCCUACUCUAGCUCCGCCACAGCUUGUUCACUGAGCGGAUUCCUGAGCCCCAGCGGCGAGGAGCUCGUCGUGGGGCUCCUGGGCCGCGGCAGCGGGCAGGCAAUGCUCCAGAGGCUUAGGCAGCCAUGGAGGCCGAGACGGGCGGCCUGGAGGAGCUGACGGAUGAAGAGAUGGCGGCUCUGGGCAAGGAGGAGCUGGUGCGGCGCCUGCGGCGGGAGGAGGCGGCGCGCCUGGCGGCUCUGGUGCAGCGCGGCCGCCUUAUGCAGGAGGUGAAUCGGCAGCUACAGGGUCACCUGGGCGAGAUCCGCGAACUCAAGCAGCUCAACCGACGCCUACAGGCCGAGAACCGCGAGCUGCGCGACCUCUGCUGCUUCCUGGACUCGGAGCGCCAGCGCGGGCGGCGCGCCGCGCGCCAGUGGCAGCUCUUCGGGACCCAAGCAUCCCGAGCAGUGCGCGAGGAUCUGGGCGGUUGUUGGCAGAAGCUGGCCGAGCUGGAAGGCCGCCAGGAGGAGCUGCUGCGGGAGAACCUGGCGCUCAAGGAGCUCUGUCUGGCGCUGGGCGAAGAGUGGGGUCCCCGAGGCGGCUCCGGCGGCUCGGGGGGCUCUGGCGCUGGGCCGGCACCCGAGCUGGCCUUGCCCCCCUGCGGUCCUCGUGACCUGGGCGAUGGAAGCUCCAGUACCGGCAGCGUGGGCAGCCCCGAUCAGUUGCCCCUGGCCUGCUCCCCAGAUGACUGAGGGCACAGCUUCCCGCCGAUGCCCGCCCGGAUUGUUCCUCAAGCGACGAGACUGCGGUGAAUCUGGGGACCCGGACGCCGCCCCGGCCGCGCACGAAGGGCCGAUGGAAUGGACUUAGAAACCCUAACACUGAGGAAGGCCCCUGGCUCUCGCUGGCGGGGCAGUAGGGGGACUGGAGGCUGGAGUGGAGGGACUUACUGGGGGCUGGGUGGAGGCUAAUAAACUGAGGCGGAAGCAGA